Messenger RNA from Nicotiana tabacum (common tobacco), 979 nucleotides. NCBI's taxonomy places the organism in Eukaryota, Viridiplantae, Streptophyta, Magnoliopsida, Solanales, Solanaceae. The record is from RefSeq and is a predicted model, not a curated record.
UAAUCUUUAUGUUUGUACACAGUGAGAAAGUUGCUAUUCAGACUAUGAAGACCCACGAUUGGCAUCUUGAAGGAGCAUUGGAAGCAUUCUACAACGAGGGAAAUGCUAAGGCAGUUCAAGAGAAAAAUCGAUGGGAGGUGCUUUUCAAUAAAUACAAAGACCCGAAGGCUGACAUGAUUAUGGCUGAUGGUAUUAGCAACCUCUGCAAUGACCUUCAGGUUGAACCUCAGGAUAUAGUUAUGUUGGUGCUUUCAUGGCACUUUCAAGCUGAAACCAUAUGUGAAUUCUCCAAGCAGGAGUUCAUUGGUGGAGUACAGUCUCUUGAAAUAGAUUCAUUGGAGAAGUUCAAGAAAAAAAUCCCAUUUUUGCGAUCUGAGCUGAAAGAUGAAGAUACUUUCCGUGAAAUUUACAACUUUGCUUUUGAUUGGGCAAAAGAAAAGGGUCAGAAAUCUUUGGCCUUGGAAACGGCAAUUGGUUUGUGGCAGUUAUUCUUUGCAGAAAUGCAGUGGCCAUUGGUUGAGCAUUGGUGUCAGUUUCUCGAGGAACGGAAUAUGAAGGUUAUCUCACGUGAUGUUUGGCUACAGCUACUGGAAUUUGCAAAGACUGUGGACUCUACAUUAUCAAACUAUGAUGCUGAAGGAGCUUGGCCUUGUCUUCUUGAUGAAUUUGUUGAAUACUUGAUUGAAAAUGGUCAUUGUGGGAAAAAGUCGGAUGAAUGAUUGAAUCCUGAAGUACCGAUGGAGUGCUGUCACUUUCAAUGAUGUGAAAUGUUCUUUUUUACUUUUUGCUUCCAAGAACAACUCCUUGUACAAAAUAAGUGAGGUAAAGGACCACUUGGAAUUGUAGAUGAGUCUUGCGUGUUCCUGUACUUGUCCUCACUGUCGAUUCAAAGUUAUCAUUUUUUGUUUGGAUUUACUUGAUUUAUUAAUGAGUCAUUCUUUGGAAAAACUCCCCAAGAGCAAAAAAUUAGGGGAACUGA